Folsomia candida is the source of this 2319-nucleotide messenger RNA. RefSeq lists its product as uncharacterized. Lineage: Eukaryota; Metazoa; Arthropoda; Collembola; Entomobryomorpha; Isotomidae. Bases 1391 to 2143 code for a protein of 250 amino acids. The transcript has 4 exons. The record is from RefSeq and is a predicted model, not a curated record.
GACAAAAUUAUUUUGUUUCCCGUCGUAGCAAAGUUUAUUUCCUCUAAAGUAAUUAGAAUGUUGUCCAUUAUUAAUUUUAGGUUAUACAUUUUUACAUAGUUCGCUAUAUUUAGAUUAUUCAUGCUUCUUUCCAUCUUACAUCAGUGGUCGCCAUACUGUAGCAACUUUUAAAUAUUUACAUGUGUACCCGUACAACCCCCAAUUAUUUAAGUUGAUGAUAACCUAAAUAUUUCCGAACCCUGUAAUAAAAUUGUUUACCACGGAAAUGUAAGGUAAUUGGUUCAAAUUCUGACUUUAGACUGCAAUUUCUGCCAUGAAAUUAAGACUAAUUUCGGAAGUUACAGCCAGUAAUCUACUUAUCUUCUCAUUGUUUUCCAAUUUUUCCGAAUAUUUAAUUCCCCCAUAAAUAAGUCGCCAACUUUUUUGUGUAACCCCUCAUACUCAUCUCUGUCCUAGUUAAACUGAAAAAUAUAAGUAGAAUGUUGCAACCUAUUUAGAACUCAGUACGCAAAUCACGCAGGCCUUGGUAUGUAAGUAAAAUCGUAAAAUUCGUAAACUUACAAAGUUUAAAAAAAUAAAAUUAGCUUACAAAUUUUUGUAAAUUUACUCGGAUGAAGGACGUCUCAUCAUUUUGUAAAAGUUUGAAAAAUUAUUUCACAAAACGUCCAAAUUUUACAAGUUACCAAUGACCGCAUGAAUUAUGUGCCUCAGUAAAAAAUAGGUAACAGCGACAUGUAUAGCAAAUCCGGACUAAAAUUAGUGUAUCAUUCCCUCUUCAUCCCUCUGCUCGUGGGAGUGAGCCCUUUCAAUUUUGACCUGCAUAAGAGAAAAUUUUACACUACGAAAUUUUCAGGAGUGAAAUUUUACUUGGCAACUUUAUUUUUUUGCGGCCUUACAACUUUCUUCUGCGGAAGGACGGCGGAAAUUUUUUGGUGGAAAUGGAAUGAUCAGCGUGGCAAAUUUCAUAUUUGUUAUGCCUUCUCAACCGUCGCAAUGCUAACGCUUGGUUCCAUGGUUUGUAUAACUUUGAAACAUUCCGACAUUUGUCUCUGGUCGACGUGGGUGGUCAGAUACACGGUCAAGUUCGAACAGAGAUGGAUUCCAUCUUACAACCCGAGACGAUCCUUGACAGGACUUGGUUUGGACCACAGAACUAUACUAUUCUAUCUAGAAGAAGUACUGGACGAGCGAUAGUAGCCACACUAUGAGCGCCGUCUAUGCACAUUCACCAACUAAUAAUACACUGGUAGGUGUUGCACCCGAGCGCCACCACUUCUCACCUAGCAACUAAAUAAUACACAGAUGGGUAUGUGCGCCACCGUCGCUCCAGUUGACACACAACUUUGUAUACUCAAAUCAGCAGGGAAACAUACCCAUUGGUUUGGACGUAAUGAUUGUGAUGUGCAUCUUAUUUUUUUCUACGGUUCCAUGGACCACGGUUCUGCAUUACUUUCUCUUCCCUGACACCCCGAUCCUGCUCCCCACCGUCCUCCCCCCGAGGUGGAGAUAUUCAUCCCUCGUGUAUUGGGGUUACUCCUUCGUCCCCAUGUAUUACGCGUUUGGGAUUUGGCAAGAAAUGUGGAUUGUGAGUCUGCUCGUGGUCGUUUACAUUUUUUCGAUCCUGCCCCUCAUCAAUUGCGAGUUUAGGGUGGGGCCCUUGAAACACAAGUCCUCGCCCGAACUACGCUCUUCUGUUUGGAAUCUAACCGCUGAAUAUAGAAGAGUGGAAGUGAUGCAUCAACUGUUUUUGGACAUUAUCGGCUCGCCCUUACUCGUCUUGCAAUUCGCGUUUGGACAGUUUUCUUUGUUUUGUAAUGUAUCCGUAAUUCAUGGCAGAGAUUCAAUGGACACUCCCACAAAGUUGCUCCUCAUCCUCUGGUCUUUGACGAUGCAGAUCAUGUGGAUCCUGGUCCUUGAGACGUCUGGUUAUUUCCGAGAAUAUGCCAAAACAACGUUGCGUUCGUGGAAGCAACUUUCCUGUGCAUCGCGAGAGGAGAAAAGCUAUUUCUCAAAAUUUCGGAGGGGAUGUCGGCCCUUGAAAAUAGGAACUGGAGGAGUCUUCACAAUUACGCGAUUGUCCUCGCCUAAGUUUAUGAGGAGCAUAAUUCGCGGAACGUUUAGGGCUUUGUUAAUUCGAAAAUGAAUGUGACGCACAAUUAUGGAGAUAAGCAGAAAUUGACGCAUUGACUGAAUUUACAUAUUUCUUUCUGCUCUAUGAUAUUUUUAUGAUAUUUUUAAUUCGUAGAUUAAAAACAUAUGUAUGUAAUGACAAGGUCUCUGCACUUGGGGGUUGCUUUGGAGAUGAAUUCGAAGCUACAA